CAAAAAAAUUAAGAGAGCUUGCUGGAAUGGGCGAGGAAGAGGUAUGGGGGUUCAAGAACAUGGGAUGUUGGUAGACUUGGAUGUUUCAUCCAGUGUUAGUUGUUUAGGAUAUGUUGAACGGUCAACAUACGGUUGACCAGUUUGUGCUCGCUGAAAAUGAGGGAUAACUGGGUUUUUCUUCAGUUCGAUAAAAAUAAAAUAACGAUGGUUGUGGUAACGAACGAACCCUACGGUGAAACAGAACCUCUGUGCUGGAGUCCAAUAAAGAAAAAUAUAUCGGAUGAUGAAGAUGAGGCUGGUAAAACUCCUACGGUCGAACACGCUUACAGAAAUAUCACGAGUUCUAUGCAAGCAGACCCACUGGAGAUCUCAUCACCAAAACUAGCCCUCGACCUCCUAUCCACAGCCGUCAGACUGCAAAAUAUGCCCCUAGUCAAGCAAUGUAUAGAGAUAAUCGACAAACAACUAGACCCUUCGAUCCUAAUCAGCGUGAUCUCAAGACUAUCAGACUGCUCGUCUCGGAGCAGAGACAAUUUUGAACCUUCCGCACCACCCAUCAUCGAAAGCCAGAAUAGAGGUAACAUAGACUGGGUUCAAGACCUGAUAAACAACCUGAGGCACAACUGUCUCCUAGAAAUAGACAGGUAUGCCGAUGCCAUCCUCAAAGAUCUCUUCUUUUCGACGCUAUCCUACAACGAUGUUUUACAAAUCACCACUCGGGACAGCUUACAAGUGUCGUCGGAAACCGUUGUAUACAGUGCCAUUAUGAAGUGGGCUCACGCAGAAUGUUACAGGAGAACGUUGCAACCACAUUUACCGAACCUCAAGGCUGUGCUUAGGGAUCUGGUUCAUGCUCCUCGCUACGGUCUGAUGACCAAGAAGGAGUUCACUUCCAGAAAGAUCGACGGUGAGAAGGGACCAACCAAGAGCGGUAUUUUAGACGAGAAGGAAUGGAGGAGGAUACUUUUCUACAUUAGGGAGAAGAGCAAAAACCGUCCCGUGGAGGAACUACCAUUCAGAUGGUCCACACCAAGGAGCAUAGGGAGCGAGAAACCCAAACUGUUGAGUUCGAAGAGUGCGAGAAGAGCGUCCGACUGUCCAACCAAAGAUUUAAAUUGCAGAAACGAGAAUAGAUGUGAUAAAGUUUUCCUCAAUAUACUCACUUGUUGGACUGCCAUCUUCGAUUGAGUCAAGAUCUGCGCAGACAUCCUUCGAACUAUAUUCGUUGAUGAAUUCAAUGUGCCAUAUGGAAAAGGACCUUUUCCAGUGUUUCUGGCAUUUAUUUUUACCUAACAUUAAGGCUGUGUUAAGAAAUCUGAAGAAAAAGGAAGAAAAUUUGAAUCCUCGAAUAUUAUCGAUUCUAAAGUCCAAACAAUCAGUGGAAGAUUCAAUAGUUUUUAUAGGAUUCUCUAUAUCUCUGUAUACAUAAUUAUCUCUUUAUAUACUUCCCUACUUGAAAUACCUACAUCUUCGGUCCAU
Molecule: messenger RNA, 1479 nt
Organism: Coccinella septempunctata (seven-spotted ladybird)
Lineage: Eukaryota; Metazoa; Arthropoda; Insecta; Coleoptera; Coccinellidae
Gene: axed
Product: BTB/POZ domain-containing protein 2
Exons: 3
Coding region: 157-1188 (343 amino acids)
Biological process (GO): neurogenesis
Cellular component (GO): cytosol
Source: RefSeq, a predicted model, not a curated record